ACAAGAACCAUCAGAAGUUUUGAGUUCUUACUUUAUUUUUUUCAUCAUCGUCUUCAUUCUCCAAUCAAUCAUGAGAGUAUAUUUAUACCACAAUAUCAUACGCCAUCCUCAACCAGAAAACGCCGGCACAAUCACAAUCAAUGCAAAGAUCGACGGUUACAACUCGACGUUUACUGGUUCAUCGUUUGCCGAAGAAUUCUUCGACGAAUAUGACGGCCAGUGUCGAAGCAAAGAAGACUUGAAUUAUUUCUUAAUGGAAUCAGGAAUUGACGACGACGAUACCGAAUAUGCGAUAUCAGAGCUACUUCUCUAUGUUUUUGACGUAAUUCUUCCCAGAUGUAGUAAUUAUAAUCCGAGUGCUGAUUUGCUAGUAGUGUCCUUGCUUCUUUCUCCUAAUAAUAGCAGUUUGAGACCCGCAAGCAAGCUUGUGGUCAAGUCUUUAGCCAGGAAGAUAUACAAGAAGACUAGUUCUACUAAUGAACGGUGCGCAAUUUGUUUGGAAGAGUUUAACGAUGGAAGAAGAGUUGUGACUUUACCUUGUGGACAUGACUUUGAUGAUGAGUGUGCCCUGAAGUGGUUUGAGACCAAUCACGAUUGUCCUCUGUGUCGUUUCAAGUUGCUAUGCAAAGUAGUGUUUAAUGAUUUCUUGGUGGAUUCAGAGCUAUUUAACGAAGACGAUAUCGAAUCUGCGUUUUUUGAGCUAAUUCUCUAUAUUUCUCGAGUAACUUAUCCCGCAACAGGUAACUAUUCUCCGGGGGAUGAUUUGCUAGUGUCCUUGCUUCUUUUCCCUGACGAUGAUCCGAUUGAAGAAGAGGAUGAGAUUGAAGAAGAGGUUUCGAUUGAAGAACAGGAUCAGAUUGAUGAAGCUGUUCGAGUUUCGUUGGAGGAGACCACGAAUAUCAGUUUGAUGAGACCCGCAAGCAAGCUCGUCGUCAACUCUUUAGCCAGGAAAACCACUAGUUCUACGGGUGAAAGGUGCACAAUUUGUUUGGAAGAGUUUAAUGAUGGAAGAAGAGUUGUGACUUUACCUUGCGGACAUGAAUUUGACGAUGAGUGUGUCCUAACGUGGUUUGAGACUAAUCACGAUUGUCCAUUGUGUCGUUUCAAGUUGCCAUGUGGAGAUCAAUGAACUAGUUUGGUGUUGUCGCCGAAGUCAUUUUCCGAUUUGUACCAGUGUAUUUUCCGAUGUA
Molecule: messenger RNA, 1190 nt
Organism: Arabidopsis arenosa
Lineage: Eukaryota; Viridiplantae; Streptophyta; Magnoliopsida; Brassicales; Brassicaceae
Source: the annotation of a GenBank genome assembly